This is a messenger RNA of Hemicordylus capensis (graceful crag lizard), 2363 nucleotides long. It is a transcript of the gene UNC93B1, whose product is annotated as unc-93 homolog B1, TLR signaling regulator. NCBI's taxonomy places the organism in Eukaryota, Metazoa, Chordata, Lepidosauria, Squamata, Cordylidae. Gene Ontology annotation, molecular function: Toll-like receptor binding. The coding region runs from base 53 to 1861 and encodes 602 amino acids. The record is from RefSeq and is a predicted model, not a curated record. Gene Ontology annotation, biological process: toll-like receptor 9 signaling pathway; toll-like receptor 7 signaling pathway; toll-like receptor 3 signaling pathway. The transcript is spliced from 12 exons. Gene Ontology annotation, cellular component: lysosome; endosome.
CCGGAAAAGCGAAGUGAAUCCUCCGAUAUUUUCAGACGUCCCCGAAGCUGCCAUGGAGCCAGGUGGCAAUGUGUAUCGAGAGGCGCUGGGGAACGGCGUGGCCCCAGACGUCCAGGGGGUUGAUGACGUGAUGAAUGGGCCUGUCCUGAAUGGUGCAGAGGUUCAGCUGGAUAACUUUGUGGGGGCUCAUGCUGAGUACAACGAAGAAGAGGAAGAGCGCAAGUAUUUCCGCCGCAAGCGUUUUGGCAUUAUCAAGAACCUCGUGGCGGCCAGCAUGGGGGGAAUGCUGACCUACAGUGUUUUUCUAGGCCUUCUUCAGAUGCAGCUCAUCCUGCACUAUGAUGAGACCUAUCGGGAGGUGAAAUACAGCAACCUAGGACUGCAGAACAUUGACAGCAAGAUGCUGAUGGGUAUUAAUGUCACCCCGAUUGCUGCUCUGCUCUACACUCCACUCCUCAUCAGGUUCUUUGGCACCAAGUGGAUGUUCUUCUUGGCAGUGGGCAUCUAUGCACUCUUUGUCUCCACCAAUUACUGGGAGCGCUACUAUACCUUGGUGCCAUCAGCUGUGGCAAUUGGGGCUGCCAUUGUACCACUCUGGGCCUCCAUGGGUAACUACAUCACCCGGAUGGCACAGAAGUACUAUGAAUAUGUGAACUACAAGACAGAGCAUGUCGAAGAGCAGAAACGGGCACCACAUGGGGCCUACAACUCCUACAUCAUCGCCUUCCAGACGGUCUUCUAUAGCCUCUUCAAUCUGAGCUUUGUCUGUGCCCAGAUGCCCAUGUUUUUCUUCCUGAAGCAUUAUCUCUCUGAUUUGCAUCACACACUUUUUGCUGUGCAGCACUGUGGCACCAACAGCCAUGGGAUCCUCACAGGUUUCAACACCACAGUUCUGCAGAGACUUCCACGCAGCAGCGAGCUCAUCAUGGUGGAGAGUGUGCUCAUGGGCGUGGCUUUCCUCGCCAUGCUCCUGGUGUUGAUCCUCUGUGGCUCAGCCUAUCGCCCCACAGAGGAGAUUGAUUUACGCAGUAUUGGCUGGGGCAACAUCUUCCAGCUGCCUUUCAAGCACAUGCGAGACUACCGUAUGCGCCAUCUCAUCCUCUUCUUCAUAUACAGUGGCUUUGAGGUGGUUUUCGUCUGCACUGGCUUUGCCUUGAACUAUGGCGUCUGCUCCAUUGGCCUGGAGCACAUGGCUUACAUCCUCACCACUUAUGGACUCUCCUCUGCCGUCUGCUGCAGCUUGGCCCUCUCCAUGCUGUGCCUGCCCCGCCAGGUUCCCCUACUUGCUGGAGCUUCCGUCCAUGCCAUCCUCUUGAUUGCCCUCUUUUGCUGGGAGCCCCAGCCCCGGGCCUUAGGCGAAGCACCCAUGCUCUACCUGGUGGCAGCACUCUGGGGCCUUGGCAGUGCCCUCAACAAGACAGGCCUCAGCACACUCAUGGGAAUUCUCUAUGAAGAUAAAGAGCGACAGGAUUUCGUCUUCACCAUCUACCACUGGUGGCAAGCCCUGGCCAUCUUUGUGGUUUACUUGUGGUCUGGACUGCCAAUGAAGGCUAAGUUAUCCAUCAUACUUGCUACUCUGGUAGCUGCAGUGUUCUCAUACAUAUGGAUGGAGCGUAAAGUAGCCCAGUUGAUCCCACACCGCCUUCCCAAGAUUCCCAAGCCCCGCCACAAGGUGCGGGGCUACCGCUACCUGGAAAACGACUCUGAUGAGACUGACUCAGAGAGGGAGGAGGAGGAGGAGGAGGAGGCAGCGGCAGCUGAAGAUGAAGAGCCCGGUGGUCUGCAGGGGCAGCCUCGGCGCAGGAACAAGUGUGCUUUUGAGCAGGCCCUGGAGGAGGAGGCUGGGGACCAUGAGGGCUAGCUUGUGGCCGGGUCCCACACUUUUGGCACCAGGUCAACCUGUCUACUCUAGUCUUGGCUGGGCCAUGACUGUCUCAACACCUUAGGCUCUCUCCAUUAACAUAAUUCCCCUCUUAUGUUUUUUAAGUUUGCCUUGGGAAUAUAGGCUUCGUGAUCUGUUUCCCAAUCUUAUUUCCCCGACCUUUUGACAUUCUUGGCCCACACGCUAGCUUGGAGAGAGGGGAAGUAUAGAGGCAGCCUAUUUGCUGACCAAGGGUACUAGUUCUCUCCCUGCAUGGUAGAGAUCUCUACUCUCCAUCUUCUAAUUGUGGAUACUACCCAAAACACAGGCAUUGUUCCAUAGAACAGCCUGAAUGGAUUGUGACAGAUGGAUUCAAAAGAUAAAACUUGAUGCUCAAGGUGUAAUGCCUUAGAGCUGGAGAGAAGAGGGAGAAGCACACUGAGCAUUUAUUUUCCUUUGGAAACCAUUUGAACUGGCAAUAAAGUAUAAGUAUAUUUUAAUA